CCAAACAAGCCUUUGGAAACUUUCUCUUCACAUCCCCAACACACACCAAACAAACAAAAGAAUUGAAACCGACCAAGCAUCUCUCUCUCUCUCUCUCUCUCUCUCUCUCUCUAGAAAUGGACUUCAAUCUGAAGCAAUGGAGAUGCCAGCAGCAGCAGCAGAAGGAGUCAGAAAAACACCAGCAGCAAGAAGAAGAGGAAGAAGUAGAAGCAUCUGAGUCAUCCACUGCGCUUCCAUUGUUUGUACCUGAUCAACUCACCAGCAAACUCAGUGACGUGUCAGCAUUAAACAACCCGGUUGAUUCAACCCCCACUUCCACCAGAUUUUCCAGGAUGGGAAGUUGCUUGAGCAUGGGACAGUGGAAGGAGCUAGAGCUGCAGGCGUUAAUAUUUAGGCAUUUGGUGGAGGGUGCAACUGUUCCACCUCAACUUCUCCACCACCUUGUCCUCAGCAAAAGCUUUCUUCUCUCUCCAUCUCCUUCACCUUCAUACUACCACCCUCUUCAACACUUCUAUUCCCAUUAUCAUCAUCCAUCUUUAAUGCAAUCAGGAUACUGGGGGAGAGGAUUGAUGGAUCCAGAACCGGGUCGGUGCAGGAGGACUGAUGGCAAGAAAUGGAGGUGCUCAAGGGAUGUGGUGGCUGGCCAGAAAUAUUGCGAACGCCACGUGCACCGUGGCCGCAACCGUUCAAGAAAGCCUGUGGAAAUUCCCACACCCUCUACCACCUACAGUGUUGGUGGAAGUUAUGGUGGAGUUGCUAGUGGUGGCAGCAGUGCCACAGCGCUUAAAACCACUGUACCCUUUGCUUCUCAGGUGUUGGCCAGUGGGGUCCACUUCGAUUGUCCUGGGCCUUCCAUUGAUCUCCACCAACUCAAUCACAGGUUUCAUUUUCAUUCUCCGAAUAACUCAAAAUAUGAAGAGAAAUUUUUUUGUUCGUAUGGUUUCUAUCCAUGAAAUUGCAUAAACCUUCGAGUGAUCUCCUCAAUGGAAGGUAUAAUCUUUUUCUCCAUUACAAAUUUAUAUGUCAAUUGAAUGAUCCGACUUCCAAGUUAUCAAGUAGCUUAGUUUGACAAAUGAUUGCCGAAGUGCAAUUUUUUAUUUUUUAUUUUUUAUAUAUAUGACGGAUUGGUCUAGUUCCAAGUCUUAGUAUAGAGUUGAGUCUUUUCGAAAAAUAUGAGUGAUUGAAAAUCAGUUCCCAAUUAAAAUGACCAUUCUUUUUCUUCUUUUGUCUUGUGGGGAUUUUUAGUGGAUGGAUGCGAUUCUCUUGCAUGAAUCAAGAUCUUUCUCAUGUGACGAUCCCUCGUGUGAUGCGAAAUAGGACCUAAAUGGUCUUACUUGAUUAUUUGAGCCAUUUGUUGUGUAUGUCUGGAUGUGUACAUCUUCUUGAUCGAAAAUAAUUAUUCAUGUGAACAACUCAUAUUUGUCAUCAGAGAAAUGAACGAUGAAACGAUGACCAUCUAUUUCUCUCAAAACAAAAUUGACUCGAACUAAGCCUUAUCAAUAUCUAUUCGACAUGAUUUUUGCAUGGAUAGUGUACACAUUGAGAUUUACAAAAUGUGAACAACUCAGGAUUAUGAAAUGGGACCUUGGCAGGUUCCAUUUCACAAGUGCUGUUCUUUAUUUGCCCAUACCCUCCUUUGUUCCCUUAUUUUUUGCUUAACUUUUCUACCAUAUUGGUUUCUUGUGUUGAUCCUCGGAAUCAAGAAGUGAUAACAAAGCCCUCUUUGAAACCCAAAAUGAGGUUCAAAAAUCCGGUACCGGUGUUCUCCGUCCUUUCUUUGACGAUUGGCCACCGAGAUCACUCCAAGAGCCAGGCACAGCCCUUUCCAUUUCGACUCCAGGUAUUAAUCCAACCUCAGACUUCUCACUUAAACUAUCAACCGGGAAUGGAGAUGGGGUGGGCCAACGAGAUGGGAAUAAUGUUGACAGAAAUCGGCUUCAACUGAAUUGGGCCGGAGGGUGGGGCACAAACCUGGCCGCCCCUUCUAUGGGUGGCCCACCUGCCGAAGCAUUGAGAUCAUCAUCAACCUCCAAUUCUUCCCCAACAAGCGUUCUGCAUCGGUUGCAGCGUGGAUCCCCUUCUGAGACCAGUUAUGUUAGCACCUGAAUUUAGUUUGAUUUCUUUUGUCUGAAUUCUGAAACAGAAGAAAGUGUUGUAAUAACUCUUCUUUGUUUAUUCACUUGGUGUUUAGUUUAGUACCGCUUUUACAUCCUUCUGCCUUGUUAUUACUUUGUCCUUCAUUAAUUUCAUGACUUUGUGGUGUUGGAUUU
This is a messenger RNA of Rhododendron vialii, 2270 nucleotides long. RefSeq names its product growth-regulating factor 3. The record is from RefSeq and is a predicted model, not a curated record. The transcript has 3 exons. The coding region runs from base 117 to 953 and encodes 278 amino acids. Gene Ontology annotation, biological process: DNA-templated transcription; developmental process; regulation of DNA-templated transcription. Gene Ontology annotation, cellular component: nucleus. NCBI's taxonomy places the organism in Eukaryota, Viridiplantae, Streptophyta, Magnoliopsida, Ericales, Ericaceae. Gene Ontology annotation, molecular function: ATP binding.